AUGAAAGAUUACUUAAACCCUCUUAUUCGUCGGAAACCAGAUGAAAUUAUUCUUCAUAUUGGUACAAACAAUCUUAAAGAUGCAGCUAUGGAACCCCAGAGCCUGGCUGAAGGUAUUUCUAGUCUUGCAUUACAAAUUAAUACCAACUCUCCUACUACGAAAAUAUCUGUUUCUAGUUUAAUAACUCGACAAGAUAAUUCAAGUCUAAUAAACAAACUUAAUGAGACGAAUAAGCGACUCAAGGCCAU
Paramuricea clavata is the source of this 248-nucleotide messenger RNA. Lineage: Eukaryota; Metazoa; Cnidaria; Anthozoa; Malacalcyonacea; Plexauridae. The record is from the annotation of a GenBank genome assembly.